AUGUACACAUUUAGCAGCCAGCAACACUCCAGGCAAGGGGUGUCUCAGUCACCAGCAACACUCCAGGCAAGGGGUGUCUCAGUCACCAGCAACACUCCAGACAAGGGGUGUCUCAGUCACCAGCAACACUCCAGGCAAGGGGUGUCUCAGUCACCAGCAACACUCCAGGCAAGGGGUGUCUCAGUCACCAGCAUCACUCCAGGCAAGGGGUGUCUCAGUCACCAGCAACACUCCAGACAAGGGGUGUCUCAGUCACCAGCAACACUCCAGACAAGGGGUGUCUCAGUCACCAGCAUCACUCCAGGCAAGGGGUGUCUCAGUCACCAGCAACACUCCAGACAAGGGGUGUCUCAGUCACCAGCAUCACUCCAGACAAGGGGUGUCUCAGUCACCAGCAACACUCCAGGCAAGGGGUGUCUCAGUCACCAGCAUCACUCCAGGCAAGGGGUGUCUCAGUCACCAGCAACACUCCAGACAAGGGGUGUCUCAGUCACCAGCAACACUCCAGACAAGGGGUGUCUCAGUCACCAGCAACACUCCAGACAAGGGGUGUCUCAGUCACCAGCAUCACUCAAGGCAAGGGGUGUCUCAGUCACCAGCAACACUCCAGACAAGGGGUGUCUCAGUCACCAGCAUCACUCCAGACAAGGGGUGUCUCAGUCACCAGCAACACUCCAGGCAAGGGGUGUCUCAGUCACCAGCAUCACUCCAGGCAAGGGGUGUCUCAGUCACCAGCAACACUCCAGACAAGGGGUGAUGUGUCUGAGUCACCAGCAACUCUCCAGGCAAGGGGUGUCUCAGUCACCAGCAACACUCCAGACAAGGGGUGUCUCAGUCACCAGCAACACUCCAGUCACCAGCAACACUCCAGGCAAGGGGUGUCUCAGUCACCAGCAACACUCCAGACAAGGGGUGUCUCAGUCACCAGCAACACUCCAGGCAAGGGGAGAUGUGUCUCACACCAGCAACACUCCAGGCAAGGGGUGUCUCAGUCACCAGCAACAUUCCAGGCAAGGGGUGUCUCAGUCACCAGCAACACUCCAGACAAGGGCUGAUGUGUCUCAGUCACCAGCAACACUCCAGGCAAGGGGUGUCUCAGUCACCAGCAACACUCCAGACAAGGGGUGUCUCAGUCACCAGCAACACUCCAGACAAGGGGUGUCUCAGUCACCAGCAACACUCCAGGCAAGGGGUGUCUCAGUCACCAGCAACACUCCAGGCAAGGGGUGUCUCAGUCACCAGCAACACUCCAGGCAAGGAGUGAUGUGUCUCAGUCACCAGCAACACUCCAGGCAAGGGGUGUCUCAGUCACCAGCAACACUCCAGACAAGGAGUGAUGUGUCUCAGUCACCAGCAACACUCCAGACAAGGGCUGAUGUGUCUCAGUCACCAGCAACACUCCAGACAAGGGGUGUCUCAGUCACCAGCAACACUCCAGGCAAGGAGUGA
Haliotis rufescens (red abalone) is the source of this 1449-nucleotide messenger RNA. RefSeq lists its product as uncharacterized. The record is from RefSeq and is a predicted model, not a curated record. Bases 1 to 1449 code for a protein of 482 amino acids. The transcript has 2 exons. NCBI's taxonomy places the organism in Eukaryota, Metazoa, Mollusca, Gastropoda, Lepetellida, Haliotidae.